UCACUUUGCUUUCUAUCUUUCAAACCCUCCUCCAACUCCGUCGUCCCCAGCGCGGCAGCCAAGAUCGCCGACUCUGACGAUGACGAUGAAUCCGGAGAUGAUGUCACUCGUUCGCGCGGCUCUUCAUCUUCCAUUGUCGAACCACCUGUCACCCCAACCCUCCUUCAGCCGAGAGUCGUGGUUUACGACGGAGUUUGCCAUCUCUGUCACGGAGGAGUGAAAUGGGUAAUCAGGGCAGACAAGGACAAAAAGAUAAAAUUCUGUUGUGUUCAGUCUGAAGCCGCGGAGCCCUAUUUGAGAGCAUGUGGUCUUGAAAGAGAGGAUGUACUCCGCCGCUUUUUAUUUGUUGAAUACCUCAACGCAUAUUCUCAGGGAUCUACUGCUGCAUUGAGAGUACUAUCAUACUUGCCUCUACCUUACUCUGCUUUGAGCGGACUCUGGGUGAUUCCAACUCCAAUCAGGGAUGCGGCCUAUGAUUAUGUGGCGAAAAAGCGGUAUGAAUGGUUUGGGAAGGCUGAAGAUUGUUUGGUUUUGCAAGAGAAAGAGCUGCUUGAGCGUUUCAUAGAUAGGGAAGAAAUGAUGGGCCGGGAUCAACACUUGUAGUUCUAGUUGGCUAGUUGUUGCUGCCAAAAUGUAUCAGCCAUGCUCACUUUUCUGAUAUCUUCUCUUCAAGAGAGGUAAAUUGUAAAUUCCAUUUGCCUGAAUGAAUGGUAUCCUUUCCUUCAUUCAGAAAACAAUUUGCUUUUCAACGUAGUUAGGAUUUGGACACGACAUUCUUAAGAUUUAGGUUAUUGGCAGUUUAGAGUGUUGAUAUGUCAAUCCUAUAGGUGCAAUCUAGAUAAUAAUCUCAAAAUAAAUAAAUAAUAAAGAAAAAGAAAAAUGUUAUUUAU
Molecule: messenger RNA, 890 nt
Organism: Arachis duranensis
Lineage: Eukaryota; Viridiplantae; Streptophyta; Magnoliopsida; Fabales; Fabaceae
Exons: 3
Molecular function (GO): protein-disulfide reductase activity
Source: RefSeq, a predicted model, not a curated record